CCUUGUUAAUACCCUCUCAUACUUUGUUCCAAUUGAGAAAAAAAUCUCAGACCUUAUCCAAAAAAGUGAAAAAAUGAUGCAAGAAACAGAACAUAUACAUUACUUCAUUUAAACUCCAAUUUUCUCACUCCAUGGAAAACUCAUGGAUGCAUAUGUUCAAGUAAAUUUCCUUCUUUCCCCUUUUAACUUAGUUCUUAUAUAUACCUUACCUUGAGGUAGAAACAAGAAAAACUAAAAGCCAAUAAAAGUUAAGAAAAAAAGAAAUUGAGGAUGUCUCUAUCUUGUUUAAUAUUUUUGGUCUCAAACUCAAUCUUCCUUUUGUCUUUAUUUUCAUUUACAAUUCAUGCCCAUCGCUGCACUGAGGACUUUUUGUCUGUAGCCCAGAGCAGAAAUCUAACAUUAUGCAAGAGAUACGAACAUAGCAGUGGCGUUGAGUUUGGAUGGAAUUUCGAGAACACAACUCAGACUCUCCAGGUAAUGGUGGGAGCUAGAUUAGAAAGUGAAACAGGGUGGCUAGCUUGGGGUUUGAACUUUGGACCAGAACCAAGAAUGGUGGGGACCCAAGCACUUAUUGGUAUCAAACAAACAAAUGGUUCAUUUCUUGGUGACACGUACAAUGUCACACAAUAUAUAAAGAUAGGGUGCAAGCUCUUACCUUCUCUUAUUGAUUUGAAUGUAAGGAAUUUGAAGUUUACUUCUUUGGAACAUCUUCAGUAUCACAUUAUAGAAGCCACUAUACAUCUUCCUCAAACAGUUAAUGAUUCAAGAAUUAAUCAUGUUUGGCAAGUUGGAAAAGUUGCAAUAGGAAUGGAACCCAAGAUUCAUGAUAAACUUCUCCGUAACUAUGAUGGAAAAGAGACCUUUGAUUUGCAUACUGGCACAGCUAUAACUAUUAGAGCUGGUAGACGUCAUCAAGCAAGAGUUGCUCAUGGAGUACUUAACAUUAUUGGUUGGGGUGUAAUAUUGCCUAUUGGGGUGAUAAUAGCUAGGUAUUUCAAAAAGGGACCAAUACAUUGGAAUGAACAUGAUCAAUGGAAACAAGCUCACAAGGCAUGCCAAACAUGUGGAUAUAUUAUUGGUGCAACUGGUUGGGCACUUGGACUCUGGCUUGGAACUUCAUCCAAAUAUUACUCUUUUCCCAAACAUGGAGCUUUUGGUAUCUCCAUCUUCACCUUUGCCACCCUACAAACGCUGGCAUUGAGAUUAAAGCCCCACAAAAACGAUGACCUUCACACAUACUGGAGUAUAUACCAUCUUUCUCUUGGCUAUGCAUUACUGGUAGUGAUUUGUGUCAACAUAUUCAAAGGGAUCAAAAUAAUGCAAGAAGAAGAAAUAUGGAGACCUGCCUACAUCACAGUUGUUGCCUUUCUUACUUUCAUCUUCUUAAUCUUUGAAAUCAUCAAUUGGCUCCGAUUCAAAGUUGAUCAAUUGAAGAAGGAAAAAGACAACUCAGCUGGAACAAUGUCCAAAUCGACAUAGUAAGAAAGAGUCAUCUCAUUUUCUUACUUCUCAAUUCAUUCACUUCAAGACUAGUUGCAGAAAGAAGUCUAGUACUUCUUAUGACGUGUUUUUUUUUUUUUUUUUUUUUUUUCAUUUUGGUAUCUAUGAUGCCAUAUCUUUUUUUUUUUGUUUUUGUUUUUUUUUUAAAUGAUCUUUUGCAGUGAUGGUGGUGUUUCAGUUAGUUUGUGCACUUCAAAACUAUAUAUUUACUAAUUAUGUGUUAACUACCACCAUAACAUAUGUUGUAUAACUUAGUCAUAUCUAUUCUGUUUGAACUAUACAAUGUUUUUUAUUUUUAGGGUGGAGGGGGUUGAUGACCAGACACUUUUCCAAUUAUUAAUAUAUAUAUAUUUUUUUUGUUGAAAAAAAUAACUUAGGUUUAUUCAAAUUUAUUUUUGUAAUAUUUCUUGUGAUUUGACAUAUUAUACUUACUUCCCUCAUUUUGAUAUUUUUGUAAUAGAAGUGACCAUUGAUAAAAUUUAUAUAAUAUUUCAAAUUGCCCUUAUUUUUUUGAUACAGUGAAAAACAAACUAAAUAAAGAUCUUAAAAUCAUUCGUAAGAAAUACGACUUAAGUUUAGUUAAGAGAAGGAAUCCAUGUCUUUAAGUGCAUGAUUUCAAAGUAUCAAAGCCUCUUCAUGAUUAUAUUGUGUUAUUCAUUUGCUAGAAUAUCGGCACAGUGCUUUGCCUCCCUCCAAUUAUGUGUAAUCGUAGCCUUGUUGGCCUUCAACAAAUAUCAACAAUCUUCAAUAAUAGGUUUAAGCAGACGUCACGUCCUCCUCAUUGAUAAGCUUUAAUGCAUUUAGGCAAU
Molecule: messenger RNA, 2309 nt
Organism: Lycium ferocissimum
Lineage: Eukaryota; Viridiplantae; Streptophyta; Magnoliopsida; Solanales; Solanaceae
Product: cytochrome b561 and DOMON domain-containing protein At3g25290-like
Exons: 4
Coding region: 271-1479 (402 amino acids)
Source: RefSeq, a predicted model, not a curated record